AUGGCGACCUCCCAGAUGCCCGCCCGAGGUGCUCGUGGAGCCCCGGAGUUUGAUUCGUCGAAACCGCGCCAGCUACCUCGAUACUUCAGUGAUCUCGAGCUGGAAUUUGCUCGAGUCGGGGUCACUGAUGAGACGGAAAAGAAGAGGCAUGCGACGAGAUAUGUCAGCGUCGACGACCAGGACACCUGGGAAUCACUCACCGAGUUCACGUCCGUCACGACCACCUACGCCGACUUCAAAAAGGCCGUCUUGAAGCUCUAUCCCGGCACAGACUCUGAUCGAAAGUAUACGAUGUCGGAUCUCCAUUCGCUGAUCGGCGAAUACGCAACAUCUGGCAUCCUGUCGCUGUCAGACUACAGCGAGUUCUAUAGGCGCUUCAUCACGAUCACGACGUACCUGAUCUCAAAAGGGCGUCUCUCGACUGCUGAACAAAGUCGUUCAUUCUGCCGUGCCAUCUCCCCGCCCACCCUCUGGACUCGUGUAUCACAGCGAUUGCAGAUCAAACGCCCAGACAAUCACCCCGACGACCCAUACAACCUUGCGGAUCUCACCGAAGCAGUCGAAUUCGUCCUGGCCGGUCCUGUCACGCUCAACGCGCCGCCCCUAUCGUCAGUACCGCCCUCCCAAUCGGCCAGUUCUACCGCCGUCAAAUCCGAGCCCGACUUUGGCGCGCUGCUCGAGACCAUGAACGGUCUAAUGAAGGUCUUGCUAGCGCAGCAGCAGCAGCCCAGUCGCCCAUAUGCGAGCCCGUUGCCAGCCAGCCCAUCGGCACCCCGACGAGAAGGCGACCAGUGCGUGUACUGUGGAGGCGACCAUUACAUCAGUCGCUGCCCACUUGUCGAAGAAGAUACGAAAGCUGGAAAAUGUAAGCGUGAUAUCGAUGGACGUGUGGUGCUCCCUACCGGGGCGUUCGUUCCCCGCAGAAUCCCCGGCGUCAAUCUCAGAGCCCGUAUCGAGGAAUGGCACAAACAAAACCCUGGUCAGCUAGCCGCCGGUCAGAUGAUGCUCGAAGUGCCCACGCACCUGUCGUCGUCGUAUCCUGCGUCUUCCCAGUCCAAUCCCGCUGCCACAUUCGUCCUGUCCGAAGAAGAGCGCCUUGCGAGUCUGGAGAAGGAGAUUUUUGCGAUCCGCACGCGCGCCCAGGCACGACGUGCUCUUGCCGCCGGCGCAUCCGGAGAAUCGGUCGAGGAACCAGAACAACCGGUACGCGCGUCGGUACCGCCUCCAACGCCUCCAGCGCCUCCCAUUGCCCCUGCCGUUCCGCCCAGUAUCAUGACACGGCCCACAAAAGAGAACUCACCUGAACACCCCUACGCCCAUAUUCGCGACGCUGCCUAUGCCCCGCCACGCGACCGAAACGUUGGGGCCAAGCCUCCAGUCCACGCGGCAAAGAAGAACGACCCAGCUUACCGGACAACUGCGCCCAUUUUCGAUGAAAAGAUCGCCUCCAAGGUUUUCGACCGGUCCAUGGACGCGCCUAUCACCCUGACCCACCGAGAGCUCCUCUCCCUGUCGCCAGAAUCGCGCAAGGCAAGGCACCAACAACGGCACCCCAGCUAA
Molecule: messenger RNA, 1560 nt
Organism: Mycena citricolor
Lineage: Eukaryota; Fungi; Basidiomycota; Agaricomycetes; Agaricales; Mycenaceae
Source: the annotation of a GenBank genome assembly